CAGCUAGUAGCUCGCGGCUGAAUCGUGACGCACAAACGCUGAGUUGCCUCAGUCCUCAGUCCAACGCCAUUCACCGUUGAAUGAAGACCUGCGCGUUUUCCUCUCUUCUAUCUGGUAUUGUUGUUUCGACUGAAACUCAAAUAUUAAUACUAUACUAUCUAAUAACUAAUAACUGUUUUCACUCGCUAAUAAUUUGCUAAAUCAAUACCAUUAUCGGUCAGUGAUUACAACUAUUAUUUUUUCUAUACAUUUUUUAGUUGGUUAGUUAAAUUAUUAUUUAUUGAGUGAAUUGUCAAAUGGCAUUUAUCUUAGUGAAGUGAUUAAUUAUUUGGUUAUUAAUUUGCAAUGUACAUAUCAAAGGCAUAAAUCAAAAAUUUUAUACACAAUUAUUCUGUUCGAAGUUAACAUACAAUGAACGGAGCAGCGUACGCUUCUUCCUGUCCAACAUUACAGUCAAAUCUGUCCCUUCACAGUUCGUCUUACUACAGUGAGUACGGUAAUACAAGUCAAAGAAGACGAUUGUCAUCAACAGGUGAAGCAGACACGUCAGCCACGUCGAGUUACGAAGGAAGUGAAGGCAGUUCAGAGAAUAACGAUGAAAAUCGGUUGGAACCAGUCACACAGCUUGAACGAGAACAGCUCGAAACUUUCUUUCGUGGAUUAAAAUCACAGGUAUUCGUUUGUGAAUCUCUGGCAAAUUUAUAUCUGGGUAAUGCAGCGCAAAGUGAACACUGGGAUCUUCGAUUUACCGGUAUUCCAGUGGUGGUUUUAGAUCUAGGUGAAACACGAUCUCGAUCGAAACGACGUAUACAAAUCUUACUUGCUGAAAGGGGUACUUGUUUCACUUUAUGGCGUGAAACUAUCGACAAUUUAUCGUCUUACAAGGUAUCUGGACCAGCUUUCCACACAAUGUGUUUAUCAUCCGAUCACACACGCUUAGCGGGAUUAAGUUUCGACAACUCAAAAGCCGCUAAUGAUCUCUGGCAGCAUAUUGAACGUCUCAUUUCUUGUCCGGAAAACAUAAGCCUCUCAGUGCCCGGCAAGAAGAAAAAGAAGAAACAGCCUCCGCAGAAGAAAUUUGUUUUACCCACGAAGAAUAACAUCAGUCAGCCUUGUCAGUUUCAACAUAUUACCAGUGUCGACGCCACCGACCGAUCGCGAUAUUUUUCUCUACAGACCCUCGUUCCUAAGUUGAAUCAUAUCGAACAUUCUAUUCAACCUUCUAUUUAAUUUAUUCUUUAUUUAUCUAUUAUUAAUUAUUAAUGAUCGUAAUCACUGACAAAUUCUAAUACCAAGCUCCAUAAUCUAAGAAAAAUUACUUUACAGUCUAUUAAGUUAAUUAACUAUCUACCACUAAAUUAUAAACAGAUUUUAUGCUUUAAGAAAUCAUUUUUCUUUUUUUAUGUUCUUUAUUUUGAAAUACAGUCUUUAAUUUUUAGA
This is a messenger RNA of Cotesia glomerata, 1440 nucleotides long. RefSeq lists its product as uncharacterized. Lineage: Eukaryota; Metazoa; Arthropoda; Insecta; Hymenoptera; Braconidae. Gene Ontology annotation, cellular component: nucleus. The coding region runs from base 412 to 1230 and encodes 272 amino acids. Gene Ontology annotation, molecular function: DNA-binding transcription factor activity, RNA polymerase II-specific; RNA polymerase II cis-regulatory region sequence-specific DNA binding. The transcript has 4 exons. Gene Ontology annotation, biological process: regulation of transcription by RNA polymerase II. The record is from RefSeq and is a predicted model, not a curated record.